Branchiostoma floridae (Florida lancelet) is the source of this 10594-nucleotide messenger RNA. RefSeq lists its product as uncharacterized. Gene Ontology annotation, biological process: protein ubiquitination; protein phosphorylation. Gene Ontology annotation, molecular function: ubiquitin-protein transferase activity; ATP binding; protein kinase activity. NCBI's taxonomy places the organism in Eukaryota, Metazoa, Chordata, Leptocardii, Amphioxiformes, Branchiostomatidae. The record is from RefSeq and is a predicted model, not a curated record. Gene Ontology annotation, cellular component: cytoplasm.
CCCGUUCGGUGACUAAGGUACUUUCCACCUGCCGUCUGAUAAACUAGUACCACAAGAACGACGGUAUAGCACUCGUUGGCCAAUCAGCUACCGACAAAAUGAGUCAUCGAUGUGAAACUGACCUCUCAUUGACCCCAACUUUUAAAGUUUCUUUCUUUUGUCGCCAGGGCCGACAGACUUACAAUCGGUAAUACAUAAGAAGAUAUCAAACGUCUAUCCGGCGUUCAUAAACUCGUAUUUCGUACUUAAGAAAGUUUGUUUUUACCGUCGUAUUUAUUGCGUGACUUAUUUGUUUAUCAUGCGCUGCGCACCAGGCUUUGGUAAACACCACUGUGGGGAAUCCCCUCAGUCGUCGGUAAGUCCCAGUGAAGUCAUUUAUAUCGAGCUCUAAAUUCUGGAACCUUCUUAGAACACACUGGCCGAUGAACAAAAGUCUGGAACAAGGGCUCUGUCAGCAAUUGCCUCCAUCAAUGAUGAACUGUUAGUGCAAGGACUUGCAUCAUGAGAAUUUGAUCAGGAUCUGAUCGAAGCAAUGGGCAAGGACAAGAGAGGCAUAUACAGAGGACGGUGUAUGCGAUGUACAUGUAGUGAGUACGUAGUCCACCCAAGCCCAGAAAAUCAUACCUGUGGCUACUGUGAAUGUGCACCUACUCAACAUGAAGAAAUUUCAUUCUCACCAGCUGCAGCCAAAGGUUACCAUCAUCAGGGCAAGGUGCCGUAUCGGGCAUAUCAAACCUUGAGUCCACAUUCUGGUCAACUUACGGACAAACCUGCAGCACGAAAAGAGCCGGUCUACAAUGGGAGAGGACCACAUAGUCAGGAGCGAUUGUACGAAAGGAAGCAUGGAAGUCAGGAGCAAGAUAGUGACCCAAGUCAUCUUCAUAGGAUCGAGCAUGUGGCAGGAGGAAGGAGCAGUAAAUACUAUGGCAAAGCAGUAGACGCAUACAGCUCUCAGCAUACCUGUGUUGGAAAUUUUGAGGAAGUUGAACCAGACCUGUAUUCAGGUGAACCACCCAACAGUGACAGUGGGCAUGGAACAGGUAUGGAACCAUCCACACCCACACCCACCACCAAACAAUUUCAAAACGGAAGUCCAUACAGCAGUUCUAUGGUAUAUCAGAACCGGAACCAACUACAUGGCAGCCCCACUUCUCAUGGACAUAGAGGAUACUAUGGAAGACCACCGGGAGAUUUCUACGGUACAAAACAGUACAAUGACAAGUAUACUGGUGGGAGCCAUGUACAUCAACAUCACCAACCCCAACCAUCCGCAAGAUAUCUGAACCAACAAAGGCGCAGUCUGUAUAAACAAAGGCCAGCAGUGAAACAACAGCAUUCUGACUCGGCUCAGCACCAAGGUGAACACCUUGCCAACCAGCAAAAGUCAGCUAUUUUGGAACAGAAUCAGCAAUAUGGUGGCUAUGUUUCCCAUAAAUUAGGCAAUGAAUGUGGUGGAAGCCCAUCAAGUCCUUACUUGCAAGAAAGGCAGCGGAAACAGGGAGAGUUCAUGCAAGACAAAAGUGUUCCAUAUCAACCUUCUGACACCUAUGAUCCUCAACGCCACAAUACUCUUUCUGUCCACUACCAGCAAUUGCAUCGGGAAAGGUCAAAUGGUACGCAGCUUCAUGAUUCUACUUUGCCAAAUGAAAGCCAUACUUCUCAGAACAGUGGCAACACUGGCAGUCCUAGUACCCACCAAAAACCAGUUCUGCAGGGGGAAUCACUCACAGGUUCAGCACAGUCCUAUGAUUCAAGUCAGUCCUACAGCCCCCAUAUUUCUCACACCUCACCUGAGGGAGGUAAGGACAUUAUGGCAAAAAUGAAACAUUUGCACCAGAAGCUGAGAAAGCUUGAAGAGGCACAAACAUCAGUUAAAAGAGAGUUACAGAACAUCAUAACUGGUGUCAUCAAUUUACCAGUGUCAGAGAUAGAGAUGAAGGCAAGUAUGGAGCUUCUACCUGUCCAAGCAAACCAUUCUGAUAAUCUGGUCCAGCUGCUACCAACCUGGAAGGAGCCGUUGCAAAUGAUACCUGGCGGUUUAGUUCCAGAAAAAAAAUUGAUGGAGGCUAAAUUGACAUUACCAUCAUGGCAAAAUCCUCUCAUCCUGGGUACAGAUGUAUCGAGAGGCAAGCAAAUUGGCUCUAGUCUGGGAAUAAGACCACUUCAUAGCAUUGAACAGGGCCUACAACCAGUGGCCAAGCCUUUGGUUAACUACAAUUCUGACACUGAUGGGAAUAACCAGUCGGGUGUAGAGGACAUAAGUAGAAAGGACUCAAGAGAACAUGAUAUUGGCUCCAGCCAGGGCUCUAUUCUAGUUGAAAGCUCUGAGCAAGACAUGCAACAGGUGUCCAAACUUGAAGACAACAACUCUGACAGUAACGGAAACAAACAGUCACCACCAGGACAAAACCAACUUGACCAACAUGUGGAUGUAUCUGAAGACCAACAAGGUAGCUCAAACCUGGAACCUAGACCCCUUCCUAACCCCAAAGAUUCCCCACAACCAUGUGUUAAACCUUCAGAUACUGUUUCUAACAAACAGUCUGAUGAAAAUGGAGGAAUGGUUCAUGUUGAAAGAAGCGCAGCAGAGGGUGAGUUUGAAUCUACAUCAAAACAGACUUCAGAGAAUGAAACAGAAUCCAGGCAGGAUGAUGGCUCCAGUUUGGACUCCAUCCCAGGUCACAACUCCGAACAACCUGUGGUCAAAUCAUUAGGUAAUCAUUUGGACACUUAUGAACUUCAAAGUGAACAGUCAGUUCAUGAUCAUCUAAACCUGCUAACAGCAAAACAACCCCCACAGGAAGACAUAACAGGAGGGGUAUUGAAGGAAGAGGGCUCCAGUCUUGGCUCUACUUCAUGUCCCAGCUCAGAACAGCACACACAACAGGUGACCAACCUUGAAGACAGUAAUUCUGACAAUAACAAUACCCAUGGUUCACUUUGUGUAGAAAGAAAGUCCAUGGAGACAGAAAUAGAAUCUCCAGACAAACAGUACCCAGUAGACCAAGAGUUAAAUAUGUCAGGAGGGCAACAUACUGACUCUAGCCCGAGAUCCACACCACUUCCUAACACUGAACUGUCUUUACAAUCAAUGGCUGACACAAAUGUAAAUGAUUCAGGCCAUGUCAAAGAAAACCUGAUACAAACCGAGGUUGAAUCACCAAGAGAAAGUCCAGUAGACUUAACAGAAGAGGGGUCAAGACAGCAUCCUGUGUCUGCUGAGGGAUCCACACCAUCUCAUGACUCUGACCAAUCCCUGCAGCCAGUCGUCCAACUGAAAGAUGGUGAUUCUAACAGUGAUGUAACAACCUUCAUGAUGACUGGUUCUGGUGUCUCUGAUGUUAGCAGCCUUAAUGUGACUGACAGGCAUUUGACCUUUGUUCCAAACAGCAGCCAAGGAACCAAGCUGCAGUUACCAACCUCAGUAUCUGACUCAGAGACUGAGGAAUAUUUCUCAGCUUCUGGUUCAGAAAUGGAGGUGGAUGAUGAUAUGCAUCUCUUACAUGCUGGGGUGUUGCAAGACAAAGCUGUUUCACAUUCAGAGGAGUCAAUAACACAAGAUGAACCUGUUUCAAGUUCAGAGGUGUCAAGGAAGCAGGAUGAACCUGUUUCAAGUCCAGAGGUGUCAAGGAAGCAAGAUGAACCUGUUUCAAGUUUAGAGGUGUCAAGGAAGCAGGAUGAACCUGUUUCAAGUCCAGAGGUGUCAAGGAAGCAAGAUGAACCUGUUUCAAGUUUAGAGGUGUCAAGGAAGCAGGAUGAACCUGUUUCAAGUCCAGAGGUGUCAAGGAAGCAAGAUGAACCUGUUUCAAGUCCAGAGGUGUCAAAAAAGCAAGAUGAACCUGUUUUAAGUCCAGAGGUGUCAAGGAAGCAAGAUGAACCUGUUUCAAGUUCAGAGGGGCUAACAAAGCAAGAUGAACCUGUUUCAAGUCCAGAGGUGUCAAAAAAGCAAGGUGAACCUGUUUCAAGUCCAGAGGUGUCAAGGAAGCAAGGUGAACCUGUUUCAAGUCCAGAGGUGUCAAGGAAGCAAGAUGAACCUGUUUCAAGUUCAGAGGGGCUAACAAAGCAAGAUGAACCUGUUUCAAGUCCAGAGGUGUCAAGGAAGCAAGAUGAACCUGUUUCAAGUUCAGAGGUGUCAAAAAAGCAAGGUGAACCUGUUUCAAGUCCAGAGGUGUCAAGGAAGCAAGAUGAACAUGUUUCAAGUUCAGAGGGGCUAACAAAGCAAGAUGAACCUGUUUCAAGUCCAGAGGUGUCAAGGAAGCAAGAUGAACCUGUUUCUUGUUCAGAGGUGUCAAGGAAGCAAGAGGUACAUGAGAAAAAAUCAGAAGAGUCAAAGAAGACAGUGGCAUCUGUUUCAAGUUCAAAAGAGUCAAAAGUCCAAAAUGAACCAGUCUCAAGUUCAGAGGUAUCAUGGAAGAAUGACGACCUUGCCUCAAGUUCAAAGGCAUCAAGAAAGCCAGACACAUCUGUGUUAAUGUCAAGGGAGAAGGAAGCCAUCUCAAGUUCGGAGGAGUCAAAGGAGCAAGGUGAACCAGUCUUAAGUUCAGCGGAGCCAAGGAAGCAAGAGGCAUCUGGCUUAAGCUCAGGGGUGUUAAGGAACAAUGAUGAACCUGUGUCAAGUUCAGAGGUGUCAAAGAAACGAGGUGCAUCUGUUUCAAGUCCAGUGGUGCCAAGUCUGAUGGUCUCAAUUGAACAAGAUGGAAAAGGCACAAGUGCACAGGCACCAAGAAGGCAGGGCACACCUGUCUCUACUACAGACCAAUCAAGAGGCCAAAGUGUGUCUGUCUCCAAAGCUGGAGGGCUUGAAGAGAAAGGUGUUCCUGUCUUCAAUACAAAGACUGCAAGGCAAAGUGUGUCAGUCUACAGCUCAAAGACAGUGAACACACUAUCAUCAGAUUGUGGUCGCACACACACACGGCUCAAAUGGAAAGAUCAACAUGAUACCUUCCAUCCCACAGUUCACGGAAAAAAUAUCAAGAUCGGAAACAAUGGUACAACUGCACGAAGGGACCAAUGUUACACGGAUGGUAUUUGCUUCACCAAGUUUCCAAUCAAAAUGGAAUGUAACAUCCACCUGAAGAUUGUGGAGAGCAAGAAAUUUAGAGGUUCCAUGAGAAUUGGAUUCACUUCCAACAAUCCACAGGACAUGUCAGUUGAGUCACUACCAGCACAUUCUUACCCUGAGGUUCAGGAAGGGUUUUGGAUAAAGCCUCUUCAUGACAAGCUUGCACAGCAGGGGUAUGUGGUGACGUACAUGGUGGACUCAUCAGGUGAUGUCUUCUACUCCAUCAAUGGAGAAGAGAAAGGAUUGUUCUUCAGUGGAGUGGAUGUGUCUUGCCGUCUCUGGGCUGCUGUAGACAUCCAUGGCAGUACCAUAGCUGUGCAGUUUGCCAAUGAUCAGGUUGUGUCAGAUGCAGUCAGCAGAAAUAUCCAUGAAGGUGACCAAGUCAUGCUGCAGGUGAAGACAGUGGAGACCCUGCAACUAUUACAGGAAGGACAUGGGGGAAUGCAGCGUGAUUUGGAAAAGGUAUGUUCUGUGCUGGGCAGCACAUUUUUCAUUCUGCAGGCAAUUGGGGAUCCGAGUACAGGGGUUGCCAUUCGGAUUGAUGAUGACGAGGAUGUACGUGUGUUCUACAAAAAGCAUAACAGAGUAUGGUGCAUCAACCCAGCAGCUCUUCGAAAAGUAGGAACAGCCGACCUUUCUGGCAUCAUCAGGGAAGGAGACCUGGUGGCCAUUGGGAAUGAUCUAGAGAGGAUCAAACAGUUGCAGAAGGAUCAUGGUGAAUGGGUGGAAACAAUGGAGAGAACUCUUGGAAAGAUAGGAAGGGUCACGAAGAUCACUCACCAAGGAGACCUUCGCUUAAGGGUUGAUGGAAAGACUUGGACUUACAAUGCAAAAGCAGUGACAAAGAUAACAAUGAAGAAAGGUGUUUCAGGAACUUCCAGACAUUCAGUAAACUGUGACAAAGGACUUCACUACUGGAAGAGUGGGGUGGCCAAAGUGUGCACUAGAUGUGGUGAAUGUACGGCCAACGGAGCUGACUGUAAUCUGCGAGGCUCGCCUUUCCGCUCAAGAGGGAGCCCCUGUGGAUGUAGGGAGAAGACAGGAGGAUGUGCAGACUGUGGCAUGUGUCAUAGCUGUGCAGGAGAGACUGAUGAUGAAACUGACAGAAAAGGGAGCAAAAUGGCAAGACUGCUACGCAUGUUGAAGAAGCAUGUUGGCGAGGGUGAUGACUCUGAUGAGGAAGAAGGCCAUGUCAUUGCAGUAGGAGACAAAGUGAGAGUCACUACUGAUGCACAAACACUGCCCAUUCUACAACGGGAAGGAGGCCUGGAAUGGGAUGAAGCAAUGUUACAAGUCAUAGGGAUGGAUGGAAGAGCUACUCAAGUUUCAGCUAAAAGUGUCACUGUCCAUUUUCCACAUCAUGGAAGAUGGUCCUUGGUUCCUGGGUGUCUGACAAAAGUCUGUGUCCGAGUCAAGCAGAGGGGUGGAGAGACCUAUCAGAAAGGUGAACUUGUUCGAAUAAUAACGGAUAGGAGACAGCUGAAGAGGAUCCAGAGCAAACAUGGUGGCUACAGCCGUGAUAUGGCAGCGGCCCUUGGGAAGACAGGAUGUGUGAUGAGAUGUAAGGAUGGAUCAGUUAAAGUAGAUGUGACAGGAAUGAGCUGGUGGUUCAACCCUGCAGCUCUGUCCCGGGCAGUUCUGAAAGGACGAGAAUCCUUGGAUGGUUUGCACAUAAAAGAUGGAGAUUAUGUCAGGGUGGAUGUGGAUGCAGAAACCUUCAAAACCAAUCAAGUUUGCCAUGGAGGAUAUGUGGACAGGAUGGAUAAGUCGGUGGAGGAUUUUGGUGUUGUUCAUCACAUUGACAUUGAUGGUGAUGCUGUGGUCUACUACCCAGAUGGUACCAGGUGGUGCAUCAAUGCCAUGAGUUUGGGGAAAGUGGACCCAGCAGAAUGUGGCCAGAUAGAUGUCAGUUGUGUACUGGAGGUUGCUGACUGGGUCAAAGUUGAAGCUGACAAGGACAGGAUCAAACGAGUUCAGGAGAAGACUGACUGCAUCAGGUGGCAAGUUGGAUACUACAAAGCUGCUGGAAAGGUGGGCCAAGUGAGAACCACAUACCCAUUCAAUGAUGUGAUAAACCUGAAAGAAGUGCUAGGAUCUGGUGACAUCACCAACCCAGGCUUCACAAGGGGAGACCUUGUGAAGAUUGCUGUGGACAUCAACAAGCUAAGAGUCUUACAGGAUGGGCAUGGUGGAUUUGUGGACAAAAUGGACGAGCUACUUGAACUUGUAGGGAGUGUAAGCUUCAUCGAUAGGGAUGGCGAUGUCUAUGUUCGAUUCAGCAUCAGAAGGCUGUGCUUCAACCCCUAUUCCCUGGCCAAGGUUACCCCAGAAGAGGACACAUUCCAUGUUGGAGACUUGGUACUGAUCGAGCCGGAUCAGGAACGAUUCAAGGACCUCCAAAGACCUACAAAACAUGGGCGAUACAACGAAAAAAUGCUUCCGGCCUGUGGAAAGGUUGGGAGGCUGCUGAAUGUCAUGGAUCAAGACAAAGUGAGAGUGAAAGUCUUAGGGAGGAACUGGGUGCUAAAUCCUCAGCUGGUAACCAGAAUGGGUAACCCAGGACUUGGCACUGGUGACUGGAAAUCAGCUGCCAUCUGCGCUCCUAACAAGCAUGACUGGAGCACAGGCCGCUGCCUGGUGUGUGUCAAAUGUGGAGAGUGUACCCACUAUGGGAGGUUGUGCCCCGCUCGGGACAAACCUGGACGAUAUCCUGGCAGCAUAUGUGGUUGUGGGAAUGGCCAUGCAGGCUGUGAUGACUGUGGAACCUGCAGGUCAUGUGCAGGAGAGAUACAGAUUCAUGAGGAUGUAGAAUCUGAUGGAAAAGAUGCUCACGAGAUGGGCUGGCAGGGCGAGGCAGUGGAGAAACUAGGUGUUGGAGAGUGCCAACCAACUUCAAGUGAAAAGGCAGCUGCCCAUAAAGUCAUCUCAGCUGUCCUUAAGAAGAUGAGCCAGGCUGUAGAACAGCUGAAGAAGAGUGAGAACAAACAAUCCACAGAUGCAGCAAGCAUCAAAACUACCUUGGAGAACAAUCUUCUCAGCCCAUUCACAAAGUAUGUGAGCAGCACACACAGGAAGCUGAUGGGAGAUCAUCUGGCCAACAUUGAUGCAACCAGAGUUCUGUUGGAUCAAUACUUGAAGUGUGUACCCGCUGAAGACAUCCGUGAGAGAGAUGAACAGACAUGCCUCCAACUUGAGUGCCUCCAGCUACUGCGGAAACUUCUCGUCCAUGGCACAAACAGCAGCCCUGAGUUUUGUCGUACUGUGGGGAGAAGUAAUCUUCUUGCUACACUUCUACAGGACCUGUCAUCCUUCCACAAGAGGACACGAGAUGACACUUGGCCAGCCAUCCAUUCGAUUGUCACAAUCCUGUACAACUGUGCAAGAGUCCCGGAGAACCAAGAAUAUUUUGCCAGCUGCAACGUGGUGAGUGUUUUGACACCUUACCUGAGAAGCAAAGAUGAAGGAAUCAGGAUCACUACACUGUCCUGCCUAGCAUUCAUCAUAGAGGAGGAAAACCUGCAUCUUAUUAGACUGAACGUGGACAUGGCAGAGCUGAUUGUGUCCCUACUGAAGGAUGCUGUUGGCACCCCAGAACACAUCACAACAAGCUUAAGAGGAGGCAAUAAGUAUUCUGCCUUGCAAGUCACCACCAUCAUAAGCGUUCUUGUCCGGAAUGAUGAAAACAAGCAGAUACUUGUUGCUCAAGGGAUGGUGGACUUGCUCAUCAGGUUAAUACAAACUGGUGAUGAUGGAGAGAAGGAAGCUGCACUUUUGUGCAUCAGAAGGCUGGCCGACAGUGAUGUCAUCAGUGGCAUCAUCAGAAGGGAAACAAAAGUGAAAGAACUGUUGCUUCAGAUGAGGAAAGACAGAAAACUAUCAAAGGUUGUUCGAGAUGCAGUGACCAUGACAGUAGACGUCCUGGAAAAUGGGCCACCACAGGAAACAAAAGGACCUACUGCAGCUGCAGGAGCAGGAAGCAUCAGCACUAUCAAAGUCAACGACCUGUUAGUGGAGACAAAGACACCACUCGGAGGUGGAGGUUUUGGUGUGGUGUUCAGAGGGUAUCACAGAAGGUGGAUGAUGAAUGUGGCUGUGAAGAAACUUUAUCCACUACCAAAAGAGCAAAGCCUGAGAGUCAGUGAGGCCCUCAUUGAGGAAGCCAAUUUCAUGCGCCGUGCCCAAAAUGCCUACCGGUUCAUCGUUCCCCUCUACGGCGUGUGUGUUGAUGAGAAUCUGACUGCCCUGGUGAUGGACUACAUGGAGAAUGGGUCUGUGUGGGACCUGAUGUCCCGUGUCAAACACAUAACCUGGUGGGCCUUGAGGUGGAGAAUCUUACAUGAAACCAUCCUGGGGAUGAACUUCCUACACAGCCUGGAUCCACAGAUCAUUCAUCAUGACCUCAAGUCCCAGAAUAUCAUGUUGGAUGAAGACUUUCAUGCAAAGAUCUCUGAUUUUGGUCUAUCCAAGUACAAGCACCUAGCAAGUAAAUCUCGAGGAAGUGAGGUCUGUCUUGCUGGUACAAUUACACACAUUCCCCCAGAGAACCUUGUGGACAUCCACCUAAAAGCUGGUGAAAAGUUUGAUGUAUACAGCUUUGGAAUACUCAUAUGGGAGACUUUGACAGGACAGGCACCAUAUGAAAAUGCCCACAACUCUUCUCAUAUCCGGACAGCUGUCAUCAAUGGACAGCGCCCUGACAAAAAGGCCAUUCCCAAAGUUGGCCCAAAUGAGCUCUCAUUCUUUACAACACUAAUGGAGGAAUGCUGGCGUACAUAUCCAGGAGAGAGGCCACAGUUCAGAGACCUUGGUGAGAGAGUGCAUGGUGUAAUGCAGCGGACAAAUGUGCAGAUUGCAGAGGCGAUACAUGCAGUGAGAACCGCACUAGGGAAAGAAAAGGAACAAGAAGUAACACAACCGUUUGCUGCAGAUGAUGGUCCAGAUGCAUAGUCAAAAACACUGAGAAACAUCAGCUGAAGGCAUUAAAUAGUUAAAUCAUGGAAAUAUUUAACUCUGAAUACCUAACUCUGAGUAUUUUUGUGUAUACUGUAGGUGUGCCCCUAAUAUUACAGUUACCACUUCUGUGCUUUAGAAGAGUAUUUAAGCAUGACACAUAUGAAUACAUUGAUGUAAAUUAUAAAGGACAAAUUUGAACUUCAUGAUUUAUUUUUCUUUUGAUGCUGAAGAUUAUAUAACUAAAUCAUAAGACAUAUUCAUAUUAGGACAGUACAGUAUUUUACUUUGAUGACUUGGUGACAAUGGCUAGUAUGUGCAGUUGUAUGUUGCUGCUUUACACAUAAGAAAAGAAGAAUAUUGAGUGUACUAGAAUAUGUUAUUCUCAUUCAAUAAAAGAUGUAAGAAUGCAGCUACAUGUAGAACAUAUUACAUUGUGUGAUUAUUGCAGCAAAAGCAAUUCAAUUGAGGCUUGAGAAGUUCAACAUAGACUUCAAACUCAUUAUCUAUUAUUCACAUAGCUGAAUAAAUUAAUAUGAUUGUUACAAGCUUUUGAAGAAAAGUUGUUGAAAUCUCACUAAU